AUGCCGUUUGGCAAUUCGACAAAAUUUGCUGUGUUUUUGCAGAAAUUCAACGGGUUCACUUCUUCGACUGCACCGCCUGCAAAUCCAGUUACCGAAUCAAGUGCUUUUUCAACUCUGAAAAAGAGUUGUCUCAGAAGCACGACACCUACUAGCCCGAACUCAAUCAAUCCUCCCAAAUCGACUCAAGAAUCGUGUGGCGUUGACGAGGGACGUUCUGCAGAGACAUCUGGGACCCCCACCCCUCCCGCCAUCUUUCGCGAUGCCAACGGAUCUCUUCAUCCACUGCUCGCGUCGGUUCUGUCGAAAUUGGAAACCGCUGACAACGGAACUGCGGCCGUCAGUCCAGAUCCCCCCAAACCACAGCCGAGUGGUGCUCCUGUUCUUCCGAGCUUUGAGGAGAACCUGAAGGCGGCCAUCGCCCGUCGUCGUAAGCAGAUGAACCAGUCCCGGGAGUCCAGUGAGUCCGAAGAGGACUUCCACGCCUUCAGAGCCGUUGGAAGGAUCUUGCCGGCCGCGACAUCGCAGCAGGUGGCUAAUACAACGGGCGCACCUGGGAGUAAUGCACCGCAAGCAAGGUGGCCUGCGUUGGCAGGACGUCUGGAAAACGGUGGCACCGCUGCACCUGCAGCCAUUCGGCAUCAAUUCCCCUAUCAACAGAAAUCUUCUGUAGCUCCAAAGCCGCCCCCUCCUCCUCCUCCACCACCCCCACAAGCAAAUGGUAUUUUCCGCAAUGGCUACCAGUAA
Molecule: messenger RNA, 744 nt
Organism: Mesocestoides corti
Lineage: Eukaryota; Metazoa; Platyhelminthes; Cestoda; Cyclophyllidea; Mesocestoididae
Source: the annotation of a GenBank genome assembly